Arabis nemorensis is the source of this 219-nucleotide messenger RNA. The record is from the annotation of a GenBank genome assembly. NCBI's taxonomy places the organism in Eukaryota, Viridiplantae, Streptophyta, Magnoliopsida, Brassicales, Brassicaceae.
AUGGAUUCGUCGGGCUCUACGGCUUAUCAGACUUUGUGGCUUGGGUCACCGAGCCCCGGGCUUGCUGAGGCAUGGGCUUGUCAUGCUAUACGGCUCGUCGGGCUUUGCGGCUUGGCCCACCGAGGCUCGGGGUUGCCGAGGCAUGGCUCGUGGGACUCUACGACUCGUCGAGGCCUUGGUGGUUCGGCCCACCAAUGCUUGGGCUUGGAUGAAACCUGA